Messenger RNA from Zeugodacus cucurbitae (melon fly), 936 nucleotides. RefSeq names its product mediator of RNA polymerase II transcription subunit 28 (gene MED28). Gene Ontology annotation, cellular component: mediator complex. The record is from RefSeq and is a predicted model, not a curated record. The coding region runs from base 289 to 825 and encodes 178 amino acids. Lineage: Eukaryota; Metazoa; Arthropoda; Insecta; Diptera; Tephritidae. The transcript has a single exon.
GUAUAUUUUCUAAACUGGGUUCAUAAUAAGGAUAUCAUUAUUGAGUACUCUCUUACUCUCAUAUACUAAUUUGUAUAAUUUUUCAAUACUUGUAUGCUUUGUUCAGUGAUAGAUCACAAAAUAAAAAUGUUGUAUUUUGCUUUUGUGACGUCAUAACAAAAUCAAAAGAGUGGCGUAUUGCGAACUCUAGUUUAACUUAAAAUUUAAUCAAAUUUUCUGUCUGUGGCAACAUUGAAAUAUACGUGAUUUAAUUCAUUGAGUUUAGUAGAUUUGUUUGCAAUUUUUAUAAUGUCUUCUUCAAAUAACGACAAUAGCAAUCUGAUGGAUGAGUUUGAGGAAGCUUUCCAAGCAUGUCUUUUAUCUUUGACUAAGCCAGAACCCAACACAGGGACCAAUAAAGAUGAAAUCGAAUUGGAAGUACAAAAAACUACAAAUCGGUUUAUUGAUGUUGCACGGCAAAUGGAGGCAUUUUUCCUUCAAAAACGUUUCCUUGUUUCAACUUUAAAGCCAGAUAUGUUAAUAAAGGAUGAAAAUCAGGAUUUGCGUAAUGAGAUUGCCCGCAAAGAACAACUACUGAAUAAACAUUACAGUCGGUUAGAGGAAUGGAAAGCUUGUUUAUCUGAUAUACAAGCAAAUCAAGGAGCACACAACAGACCCAUAGGAGGAAUAGGGGGUUCGGUUGCUGCCAUUGGAGAUUCAUCGGGUGCAGCGAUGACAGGAAUUGCAGGUCCCGGCAGUUUGAAUGUCUCACAAGCUUCAAAUAGAUCUGGUUCUGGAGGAAUGCUAGGUAGCGUACCAACAUAUGGUGUGCCUAGACGAUUUUAACACUAUAGUCGUAAUUAGCCAUAACAAUUUUUUUAAAUUAACUUAAUUUCCAGUAUAUUUAAUGAAACUUUCUUCAAAAACGAAUAAAGCGCUUUAGUCUAAUAGCUCAAC